This is a messenger RNA of Oryza sativa Japonica Group (Japanese rice), 1729 nucleotides long. Lineage: Eukaryota; Viridiplantae; Streptophyta; Magnoliopsida; Poales; Poaceae. The record is from RefSeq and is a predicted model, not a curated record.
UGGUAUCCAUAAAAUCACACCAUAAAUUCCAGCAAACUCUCUCAAUUCUCUCUCCAAAGUCCAAACCAUGGCUCCUGCUCAUUUGACUUCGGGAAGCCAUGGCCGCCUGCCUCACGUAGCUAUCUUCCCGUUCAUGGCGAAAGGCCACACCAUCCCGCUCAUCCAGCUCGCCAACUACCUGCGUCACCACCGGCUCGCCACCGUAACCUUCUUCACCACCCCGGGCAACGCCGCGUUCGUCCGUGGUGGGCUGUCGUCCGGCGACGACGACGACGACGUAGCCGCCGUCGUCGAGCUGGACUUCCCCGUCGACGCGCCGGGCAUCCCGCCGGGCGUCGAGAGCGCCGAGGGGCUCGCGUCCAUGGCGGCGUUCGUCACCUUCACCGACGCCGUGUCGCUGCUGCGGCCGCAGUUCGAGGCGGCCGUCGCCGCCAUGUGGCCUCUGGCGAGCUUCAUCGUCGCCGACGCGUUCCUGUACUGGGUCAACGAGUCGGCGGCCGUGCUCGGCGUCCCCAAGAUGUCCUUCUUCGGCAUCUCGGCGUUCGCGCAGGUGAUGCGUGAGCUGAGAAACCGCCAUGGCCUGUGCGCCGUUAUGGAGCCCGGCGACGUCGACGACGACGGAUACCCAGCGACGCUCGCGGUGCCGGAGUUCCCGCACAUCAGGGUCACGCUUGAGGAUCUCAUGGCGACGUUCGGCGAGCCGUCGGCUGUGAGGAUGAUGAUGGAGCUCGACGGCAAGCUGGGGAAGGCCAUCGAGGAGAGCCAUGGCCUGAUCAUCAACACGUUCCAUGGCUUAGAGGCUCCCUAUAUCAAGUUCUGGAAUGAGCAUGUCGGGCCUAGGGCCUGGCCCAUCGGCCCGCUUUGCCUUGCGCAAUCGGCAUCUGCGACCGCCGAUGCCCGGCCCUCUUGGAUGGAGUGGCUUGACGAGAAGGCGGCUGCCGGCCGGCCCGUGCUGUACAUUGCGCUUGGGACUCUCGCGGCAAUCCCGGAGGUGCAACUCAAGGAAGUUGCCGAUGGGUUGGAGCGGGCUGAUGUGAACUUCAUAUGGGCUGUUAGGCCCAAAAACAUUGACCUUGGGCUAGGGUUCGAGGAGCGUAUCAAGGAUAGAGGCCUAGUUGUAAGGGAGUGGGUGGAUCAACUGGAAAUUUUACAGCAUGAGAGCGUACGAGGGUUUCUCAGUCAUUCUGGAUGGAACUCUGUGCUAGAGAGUGUCACAACUGGUGUACCACUAGCUGUUUGGCCUAUGAUCGCCGAUCAACCCUUCAACGCGAGAUUCUUAGUCGACGAGCUGAACAUUGCGAUUAGGGUUUCACCGAUUGAUAGGACCAUGCGGGGUUUAGUUCCAAGUGAGGAGAUCUCAAAGGUGGUGAAGGAGCUCAUGGAUGGUGAGGCAGGGGCGGAGGCAACGAAGAGAGUUGUGGAGCUGUCGGCAUUGGCUAAGGAAGCUAUGGAUGAAGGGGGACUAUCAUGGAUAGCAGUGAAGGAGAUGAUAACUGAGUUGUGUGCAAUGAAGAAUGAUGUGCAUGAGAAGGAAGAGGCAAAUUAUUGCAAGCAAGAUAUUUAGCACAUUUGUUCUUGAUGGUGUGUGUAACUAAGAGUGUGUUGGAGUAGCCACAGGGGUGGGGUCCUCUGGAAACUGGAGCUGAAGGCAGAAUCAGUUAAAUUUGUGAACUUUUCGUUUGAUCAGGACUGUUUAAUUAAUGCAUUUUACCAAUACUCUUGUAGUGAA